AUGCAGCUCACCAUUGUCACAGGAUUCAAACCAAUUUUCGCCUACAUAGACUCUUUUGUGUCAAUCAGUAUACAAUGCCAACAGCGAGUGAACAUAGGUACAUCUAUCUAUCUAUCUUAUCUUCCCAUUGAUCUAUCUAUCUAUCUAUCUAUCUAUCUAUCUAUCUAUCUAUCUAUCUAUCUAUCUCAAUCAAUUCAUAUCUAUCUAUCUAUCUAUCUAUCUAUCUAUCUAUCUAUCUAUCUAUCUAUCUAUUGCAGUCUGUUCAUAUCUACCUUAUUCUUCUGUUCAUAUCUAUCUAUUUAUCUCAGUUGGGUCUUAUCUAUCUAUCUAUCUAUCUAUCUAUCUAUCUAUCUAUCUAUCUAUCUAUCUAUCGCAAUCUGUUCAUAUCUAUCUAUCUAUCUAUCUAUCUAUCUAUCUAUCUAUCUAUCUAUCUAUCUAAUUCAGUCUUAUCCAUUUAUACUCAUAUAUCCUCACCUAUUUCCUCUUUUUUUUACUUCUAUCUCUCUAAUUAUCUUACAUUUAUUUCCUACUAAUUCUUCCCUGGUGUCCGUAUCUAUUUACAUGAAAACUGUCAUCAGAUAUUUACCUGUUUUUUAUCACUGGCUUCACACACAACUUCGAAAAACGAUUUCAAGCGGAGGCGUCAGGCUAAAUAAGUCUAUCCAUAUCUAUCUAUCUAUCUAUCUAUCUAUCUAUCUAUCUAUCUAUCUAUCUAUCGCAAUCUGUUCAUUAUCUAUCUAUCUAUCUAUCUAUCUAUCUAUCUAUCUCAGUUGGGUCCAUAUCUAUCUAUCUGUCCGUUAUUUUCCGGGAGGCCAUUUUCCGGGAGGUCAUUUUCCGGGAGGCCAUUUCCCGGGUGGACAUUUUCCGGGAGGCCAUUUCCCGGGUGGUCAUUUUCCGAGAGGUUCAUUUUCCGGGAGGUCAUUUUCCGGGAGGUUCAUUUUCCAGGAAGGCCAUUUUCGGGGAGGUCAUUUUCCGAGAGGUUCAUUUUCCGGGGAGGCCAUUUCCCGGGAGGCCAUUUUCCGGGAAGUUAUUUUCCGGGAGGCCAUUUCCCGGGAGGUCAUUUUCCGGGAGGCCAUUUCCCAAGAGGUCAUUUUCCGGGAGGCCAUUUUCCGGGUGGCCAUUUCCCGGGAGGUUAUUUUCCGGGAAGUUAUUUUACGGGAGGCCAUUUCCCGGGAGGUCAUUUGUCGGGAGGCCAUUUUCCGGGAGGCCAUUUCCCGGGAGGUCACAUUACGGGAGGCCAUUUCUCGGGUGGUCAUAUUCCGGAUGCCAUUUUCCGGGAGGUUAUUUUCGGGAGGCCAUUUCCCGGGAGGCCAUUUUCCGUGA
This is a messenger RNA of Acanthosepion pharaonis, 1323 nucleotides long. The record is from the annotation of a GenBank genome assembly. NCBI's taxonomy places the organism in Eukaryota, Metazoa, Mollusca, Cephalopoda, Sepiida, Sepiidae.